AUGCUUCAAAAACUUGUUUGGUUCUGUCUCUAUGGCCUCACAUUGGCUCUCGCCGCCGCCGCCGCCGCCGCCACCACCAUAAUCUCUAAACCAGGCUGCGAAAGCCAAUGUGGAAACCUAACAGUUCGAUACCCAUUUGGCAUCGGCAUAGGAACGGGUUGUUCCAUUGACCCAGUAUUCGAUAUCAACUGCAGUACUUCAUUCAAUCCUCCGAAACCCUUCUUGAACACAGGCAAGCUCGAAGUAAUCAACAUAUCGGAGACCCAAUUACGCGUUAAGACGCGGAUUGCUGCCGAAUGCUAUGAUCAAAACGGCGGGUUGACCUCAUCAAACACGGUGGGGAUUAAUUUAGCUUCUCAAUACUUCGCCUUCUCCGAUACAAACAAGUUCACGGUCAUCGGCUGUGACGAUUUAGCAAUAAUAGCAACGACAGCAGCGACAAUUGGGCGUAACUUUAGCAGUGGGUGUAUCUCCCUCUGUUCAGCGAGUGAGUACGUAACUAGCGGUAAUUGUUCUGGGAUUGGUUGCUGUAACAUUCCGAUACCAACGGGUAUACAGGCUUUUGGCGCUGCCUUGGGCAGUCUGAACAAUCACACCAAUGUCUGGUCCUUUGCGCGUUGCGGUUAUGCUUUUCUUGGCGAGCAAGACAGCUUUACAUUUGGCGGCGCGUCAGACUUUUCCGACCCGACAUUCAAGAACAGGACAGAGUCCAGUGUUCCAAUAGCGAUCGACUGGGUUAUUGGGAAUCAGAGUUGCAGUGAAGCGCAAAGUUCAGGAGCUUUGAUCUGUCAAGCAAAUAGCACCUGUGCUGAUUCAUUUUCAGACAAAGGAUUGAGAGGGUAUAGCUGUAGCUGCUUAAAAGGCUAUGAAGGCAAUCCCUAUCUCAGUCCCUGCCAAGGGAAACGAAAAAACGAUUCUGCCGUACGUGAAACAAUCGCGGGCUCACUCGGAGGGAUAGUCGAGGCCUGUUGUUUACAGCCUGUUGAUGUCAUCAAGACUAGGCUUCAACUCGACCGGUCCGGUUCAUACAAGGGAAUUAUCCACUGCGGCGCGACGGUGAUUCGUACUGAAGGUGUGAGGGCACUUUGGAAGGGUUUAACUCCUUUUGCAACUCAUUUGACCUUGAAGUAUGCGCUUCGGAUGGGGUCCAAUGCAGUGCUUCAAUCAGCGUUCAAGGAUCCGAAGACGGGGAACGUGAGUCCUCAUGGGAGGGUUCUUGCUGGGUUCGGUGCUGGCGUUAUUGAAGCUCUAGUCAUUGUCACACCAUUUGAGGUGAGUGGAUUCACUUGUACUUAA
Ilex paraguariensis (yerba mate) is the source of this 1296-nucleotide messenger RNA. NCBI's taxonomy places the organism in Eukaryota, Viridiplantae, Streptophyta, Magnoliopsida, Aquifoliales, Aquifoliaceae. The record is from the annotation of a GenBank genome assembly.